CUGCCCUUCUGACCCGCCGAACACUGCAGGACAAAUGGAAAGGAGCUUGUGAAGAGACGGGGAAGUGGAGGGGCGGCGCGAGGGGGGUGGAGGCGUACUACGAAGGCUCCAGCGAAGGUCGGGCAGGCUGGAGUGAGAGUUGAGGUGUAGUAUAUAAGGUGGUGUUGGGUCGUCGGUGCCACAUCACAGCCUCCACCAUGCAGCUCCUGGUCCUCACUUGUCUGGUCGCCGUCGCCGCCGCCGCCAACCUGCAGCAGGGGUACAACCUGCCCUCCCCGCGGCAACCAGGUUUCACGCACGGGCGCCCCCCUGUCACCGGCUACACCACUCCCACAGGCUUCCCCCAUGGCCCCACUGGCCCCGGGCUCGUCCAAAGCUGCGGAGAGGGACAGGUGCGUCACGUGGACGGCAGCUGCGUCUCGCCGCAGGUAACGCGUAACCUCUACGUGUACCGCGCCCCCGACCUGACGCCCAUCAUCGGGCCCCGCCCCCCCGUGGCCCCACCCCGCGUGGAGCAUAAUAUCGUGUUCAUCCACACCCCCAACGGCCUGUUCAGCCAGGAGCCCAUCGUGGUUCCGCCACCGCAGCAGAAGAACGUGGUGUACGUGCUCAACAAGCGGCCCCAAAUUGACCCCACCCUCCUGGAGGUGCCUGCCGGUGAGCAGCAGGCGCCGGAGAUCUACUUCGUUAAUUACGCCGAGGGCGAGAACCCGCAGCUGCCUCUGGGCGGCGACCUGCAGUCUGCCCUCAGCAAAGCCGAGGAGAGCCACGGGGCGCUUAUCGGCGACACGGGCGCCACAGGGACCACGGGCGUCACGGGAACCACGGGCGUCACGGGGCCCGCCUCUAGCCCCGUUUCUGCCCCAGGCGGCCUGUACACCUACCCGUAGGCCAGUGCGCCUCGCCGCCCCUGCACUCCGCCCGGCACUCAGCCUGCUCCUUGUUGCCGCCAGCCUGUUGGUCCUGCUUCCCUCCAGUGCCGGGCCUCACGCUUCAUGAAUUGGCCUUAUUUAUGACUUUGUUGUGGCGCCGCGACAGCCCGGGACGAGGAACUGAGACCAGAGUGUCAGCAUUUCACAACUUCAGCAACUCAGCCAGUCACUACAUCAGUUCGUGUGUUUGCAGGCCAGCCUGUCAGCAGGUCAGUCAGUCAAUGUCUCAGCCCUUCGUCCUGGCGCUGCCCUGUCCGCCAAGCCAUCGCUUUAGCUAAAUAAAUAUUUUAUCACUAA
Molecule: messenger RNA, 1229 nt
Organism: Eriocheir sinensis (Chinese mitten crab)
Lineage: Eukaryota; Metazoa; Arthropoda; Malacostraca; Decapoda; Varunidae
Exons: 2
Coding region: 198-890 (230 amino acids)
Source: RefSeq, a predicted model, not a curated record